ACGUCUUGACGUCAUGACGGCGCAACCCGGAAGUGCUGCGACGCAUGUCCUUCAUUUCACUCUGCAGGAACAACAACAACAAAAGUCUCCAGUUUUGUAGUUAAAUAACGAGUUUUACUCUGUUUUUUUCGGGUUUUAUGGAGUGACAGAUACAAACAACAGCAGUGGUUGUGACAAGGAUAUACUUUUGGAGGUUUUAGUGUUUCAUUUGGAUCCAGCAGCUAUGACGGCUCCAAACUCAGCAGAGAGGAAGGCCUGCUGGGACUCCAGGGACCUGCUGUGGAAAUGUAUGGAUGACAAUGGUGACAAAUCUGACUCCUGCCAGAAGUUCAAGAGCGAGUUUGAGGCAAAUUGCCCGGCUCAGUGGGUGAAGUAUUUCUCCAAGAGGAGAGACUUCUUGAAAUACAAAGACAAGAUGCAGACAGAAGGAUUCAAACCUGCCGAAGGCCCCCGGCAACCUUCCUAACUACCGGACCGGACAGCAGACAAUCUAAAAGCUGCAGACUGACUUUCAGACCAGGGCCAGAGGGGCAGGACUUGGGAGAGGAGAUUCCUAACUUUAUUAUGGACCUGAACUCCAUCUUUAUCAUAAUUUAUUUGUACAGAGAUAAAAAGCUGCAUCCAGAAACCAUACAUAUUAGCUUCCCUCCACCAGCCCUGCUGAUGUUUUAUAACAAAGGAAACCAAAACGACGAGAGGGAAAAGAUCCACAGUUAGUAAACCCAGCUGUCUGUCAGUGUGAUUUACAGAUAAAUGCUGAUGUUUACUGAUACUCACGUUUUAAUUCCAGGACAGUUUGCCUCAUUAGGCAAAAUCUCAAAAGUGUGACUGACUUGUGGUGUUUUGUGUAAAUAAAUAAAAAUAAUAAAUACAA
Messenger RNA from Sebastes umbrosus (honeycomb rockfish), 874 nucleotides. Its product is annotated as cytochrome c oxidase assembly factor 6 homolog. Gene Ontology annotation, biological process: respiratory chain complex IV assembly. The record is from RefSeq and is a predicted model, not a curated record. Gene Ontology annotation, cellular component: mitochondrion; respiratory chain complex IV. Bases 224 to 466 code for a protein of 80 amino acids. Lineage: Eukaryota; Metazoa; Chordata; Actinopteri; Perciformes; Sebastidae. The transcript is spliced from 3 exons.